AUGGUCUCAAAUAUCGAUGGGAAUACCAAGUGUUCCCACCAGUCUGGUGACCUCCCACCGAUAGCGCCGGAUCAGCCUUCCACCAUGGCAUGGGUGCCGCAGAGCGACGCGCCUGACGUUCCAGAACGGCCACCAUUGAAUUCUCAGCAAUCGAAUUCCCUCCCCUCAACUCCUUAUCAACAUGCGCGCACUCUCUCCUUCCACUCCCGGUCACCGUCCCCCGUCCGCGGAAGCACCUCGCCUCGAUCGACCCACUCCGAAUCGACCCAUCUGCCUCGAAAACCCCUCGGGGCCUGUAAAUAUGAAACCGCAAUGUCCUUUUUCCGCAGACGAAUACCCUAUAAUCUGGGUGCCGAUUUAUUGCCGGAGGAAAAGGAAGGGUUGAAGGAGAAGUUGGAGCCGGAGGAGGAGCAGAAAUUGACAGCUGACAUCAUGGACCUAUAUGAUCGAUUAUUACCGUCGGCUGAAAGUGAUGAUCGCCGAAGGCAGCUGGUACAGAAACUGGAGAAGCUUUUCAAUGACCAGUGGCCCGGCCAUGAGAUCAAGGCCAAUGUGUUCGGUUCGUCGGGGAAUAAAUUAUGUUCAAGUGACUCGGAUGUGGAUAUCUGUAUCACAACCGAUUUUAAGGACCUGGAACAUGUGUGUCUAUUAGCGGAGGUUUUGGCAAAGCAUGGGAUGCAGCGAGUUGUCUGCGUUUCGCAUGCGAAAGUGCCGAUUGUGAAAAUCUGGGAUCCCGAGUUAAAAUUGGCGUGCGACAUGAACGUCAAUAACACCCUCGCUUUGGAAAAUACUCGCAUGAUUCGGACUUAUGUUGACGUCGAUGAGCGGGUACGGCCAUUGGCCAUGGGCGUCAAGCAUUGGACAAAACGUCGGACUCUCAAUGAUGCUGCCUUAGGAGGCACAUUAAGCUCCUAUACCUGGAUCUGCCUAAUUAUCAACUUUUUGCAGACCAGAGACCCUCCCAUUCUACCUAGUCUUCAAGCGCGCCCUCACAAGAAGAGAGUGACACCUGAUGGUUUGGUCUGUUCUUUUGAUGAUGAUAUGAAAGCAUUGAGUGGCUUUGGACGGAACAAUAAGCAAUCAGUGGGAGAGUUGUUUUUCGAAUUCUUUCGUUACUAUGGGCAUAUGAUCAAUUAUGAGGAGAACGUCAUUUCCGUGCGUGAAGGUACCUUGAUUUCAAAAGAUGGCAAGGGUUGGCACCUACUCAUGAACAAUCGCCUUUGUGUGGAAGAACCGUUCAGUACCACCAGGAACCUGGGAAACACGGCUGACGAUACAUCGUUCCGCGGUCUGCAUUUGGAACUAAGACGGGCGUUCAAGUACAUUUCAAAGGGCGAUUUGGAAGGAUGCUGCGAGCAGUUUGAGUUUCCCAAAGAAGAAGAGCGGACUUGGGAGCGACCCCCGCCUCAACCACGACCGAUCAUCACUGCUGCAAUGCCCUCCCGUGGGGGCCGAGGUGGUCGAGGCGGCCGGUACGCCAAUCAGACCUACCGCGGAGGGUUUUCUGGUGUUCGUCGGACAUCCAACACAGGGAACAAGGGCAACACCUUCAGCAGGCAGCCGAGCGCAACGAACGCAAAUGACUUGUCUUUGCAAGCCCAGCAGCAGGCCCAGUACCUAUUGCAUGACCAACUGUAUCAGCAGAUCCAGCUUCUGCAGGCACAAGAGCAAGAACUGAGGAUGCAGCUGCACAACCAGGCACUGAUCACUGGGCGCCCUCCGCCCGUGUUCCUGCGACAGCCAUUUAUCCAAUUCCCGGUACCUCAGCAACAGGAAUACUCCGGGGAGGAGGACUCCCGGUCUAGAUCUGGAACGGUCAAUCAUCCGCCGCUUACUCCCUCACACCGGCCACAGCAACCCUUCUUUGCCCCAACCUACGCCUCCGUCAGUGCCUCUGGCACCCAGGGAAGUUCUACGAACCCUUCGUCACCUUCUGCUUCUACCGUUCUUCCUGAUAUUCGCCGAAGCGAUCGAAGGUCAUCUGCUACAAGCACAUCACCCAAGGGAUCGGGGUCGCUUCGAACGCAAUCGCAGCCGGCCCGGCCUCAAGAAUCUCCCUCUCAGACUUUCCCGCCUCUUUAUGUAAUUCCACAGCUCUUGGACACUUCCCUGGGCUCCAAGCAAUGCCCCGCUCCCGAGUCAGAAGGAGGAGAAGGUAGUGGUGAUGAGAAUACGAUGCCCCCGAAUAGCCUCCCCAGCAACGGGUCUCGCUCAGGGUCAGUGGAUGAAAAUCGGCCGCAAGAUCUUAUGGGGUAUCUUGUCUCUCCCCAACAAAUGCAGCUGUAUCAGCAGAACUCGAUGUUACCGCCUUUGACCACUUCCAUGGGCUUACCGCUGCCAAAUGGCUACACGUCUUUCCUGCCCGUCCAAGACUAUAAGUCCGGAGUAUUCUCAUCUGAUGGAUCGGUUCGGUCGGACCAAACCCCUGCGGCAACAUCCAGGUCUUCAGUUUCUCAGCCACCGCCAAGAUCGACUUCGCGUCCCACGGCACCGGCCGACCGGGGUCCUCUGAUUGUUGAUGGCUCGGUACCUCCCAGUGAACCUCGUACGUCGCCAUAUACGAAUGACAUGAUAGACCCGUAUAGUGCGGUGACUCACUAUACCUCAACAUCGGAUGAUCAUAACAUGAACACACCCGCCAGCUUUUCGGAUUCCUUAUCGCAGGAUUUUCAAGAUCCAGGUCCCUUCGAGUUAGAUCAGUCAUCCAACUUCAAUCGCCCGUCACAGUGGGAUACCCCAAAGAUAGUCAACGGAAAUGGUGAUUCACAAUCAGACAAAAUGAACAAUCAGCCGGAGCUUCUUGCUAGUCGACUGCAAAGCUACCAUCUGUCAAACGCAGAAAAGCUUUCUCAGUCACAUGCCUCCAACAAGACGACAGCCAGCAAAUCCAGUCCGGUGCACCAGGCAGCCAAGGAAUCGUCUCAGACCAAGAACGCAGGAUCAUUGAGUGAAAAAGCCCCAAAUGGAUCACAUGGAAACGAGCCACGGCAGCAGACAUCGAAUUUGAAGCGGCGACCGAACGGGGAGACUUCGGAAAAGACUAAUGGUGUGAACCACAAUCACCAUCAUACUCAUAAGCCUAAGUCUAAAGGGCGACACGACACAUCCCACAACCACUCGUCUAAUUCCCAACCCGAGGGUAAAGACCGGCAUUCCGACCACCCUCCGAAGAAAUCAGGCGGAGGCAGCACAAAUGGUACAGCCGAGAACAACCACGGCGGAUGGCAGAUGACCAAGAAGAAGCACCGCAGGCCCCAAAAAUCGACCACUGAAACUCGAAACGGUGCCCACAAUGCUUCGGAGGGUCUUCCUGAAGAGUCUAUGCGAAAAGGUGGAUGA
This is a messenger RNA of Penicillium odoratum, 3339 nucleotides long. RefSeq lists its product as uncharacterized. Bases 1 to 3339 code for a protein of 1112 amino acids. Gene Ontology annotation, biological process: RNA 3'-end processing. Gene Ontology annotation, molecular function: nucleotidyltransferase activity. The transcript is spliced from 3 exons. NCBI's taxonomy places the organism in Eukaryota, Fungi, Ascomycota, Eurotiomycetes, Eurotiales, Aspergillaceae. The record is from RefSeq and is a predicted model, not a curated record.